Molecule: messenger RNA, 1440 nt
Organism: Caenorhabditis briggsae
Lineage: Eukaryota; Metazoa; Nematoda; Chromadorea; Rhabditida; Rhabditidae
Exons: 8
Coding region: 1-1440 (479 amino acids)
Biological process (GO): transmembrane transport
Cellular component (GO): lysosomal membrane
Molecular function (GO): transmembrane transporter activity
Source: RefSeq, a predicted model, not a curated record
AUGCACCCAUCUGCUGAUUUCGAUACAGGAUCACUGAAAUCGUAUACGGUUUCGAAUUCUCGCACAAAUCUAGAUGUUCGAAAAUCUAACUGGACAUCAUUAUGGUUUGCAAAUCUUAUUCAAUAUUUUUGUGGACUUCAAGGAUCUUUAUAUUUUACAUCGAUGUGGCCAUAUCUUUUAAAACUGGACCCAUCGGCUCAACUUCCAUUUUUUGGUAUUAUUCUCGCUAGUUUUAGUAUUGGACAAGCGGUUGGAUCUCCGAUCUUUGGAACAUGGACCCAGAAAACGGAAGCUUUCAAAGUUCCAGUUGCAACCGGUCUUGUAUUUUGUGCGCUAGGUAACAUUCUUUAUGGAAUUCUUCCAACAAUUAAUUGGGAAUCUCAAUGGUUAAUGUUGAUUUCUCGAGUUUUGAUUGGAUUUGGAGCUGGAAAUCUGUCUGCUCUCCGAGCUUACGUAUCUGCAUGUUCCACUUUGGAAGACAGAAAUACAGCAGUUUCGCUUGCUACUGGAAGUCAGGUCACUGGAAUGCUCACUGGGCCAAUUUUACAGACUGCCUUUGCGUUCAUUGGAGAUGGAGUUCGUGUGUUCAACACAUUCGAUCUUGACGCCUACACUUCUCCAGCUUUCACUCUUGCCAUCGUCCUUACUAUCAUGUCUGUUAUGAUAUUUUUCUAUUUUUCCGAAGAUUACGCUGGAGUUAUCGAUGAGAAGAAAGAAGAUUCAGAUGUGAUCAUUCCUCCGUUCAACCGCCAGGCUGCUGUUGUAUGCAUCUUUUUAUGGUUUGUAAUCCAAACCAUCGCUGUGAACAUCGAAUCUCUUUGCUCUGUAUUCACAAUCGCAAUGUACAACUGGACGUCACAUCAAGCUAUUGUUUAUGGAGGAUAUAUUGAGACUUGUUCUUGUGCAAUUUCAGUUUCUCAGUAUUUGGUGAUCGGAUUUACAAGAAUUGGAAAGAUUGACAAAAGAAUACAAAUUGUUUUUGGAUGUGUCGUCUUCUUUACCGAUGGAGCUUGUACCUACGACUGGUGUCAAUAUGUUCCAAAAAUCCCAUUUGUUGCUUACAUUCUCGUCUACACUCUGUGCUUUGGAAUUGCUUUCCCAUAUAUCGGAAACUCGAUCGGAACACUAUUCUCAGAAGUUUUAGGGCCAAGGCAGCAGGGAACGAUGCAAGGAAUUUUUGCUCUUUUUGGAAGUGUUGGAAGAUGUUUAGCUCCUUUGGUGACGACAUUCUUCUUCAACUCCUCUGGAUACACCUGGAUUAGUGUUGAAAUGCUGACAUUCCUAAUAAUCGGAGCUCUUUCUACGAUUAUUUCCUGGAAAGUUAUGAUUCCACUGCAGCUGAUUCAAACGAAAAACAGUUCUGGAUCUGUUAGUAGUAGUAAUAAUAAUAAUAAUAAUAAUAAUAAUAAUAAUAAUAAUAAUAAUAACGACAAAGUGUGA